AUGGGCAACUAUGUAUCAGCAUGGUACCAUUCAGACAGAAAAGACAAGGCACGGUCAGAUGCUAUUGACCGUCAAAUACAAGAAGACUCUAGGAGGUUUAGGAAGGAGUAUCAGAUACUUCUUCUCGGGGCCAGCGAAUCUGGAAAGUCGACAAUAGUCAAGCAGAUGAAAAUAACUCAUCAGAAUGGCUUCACCAAGAACGAACUCAUGAUGUUCCAUCCGACAAUAUAUCGAAAUACUCUCGACUCCGCGCAAGCCAUUGUCCGACAGAUGCAUAACAUGAAUGUGGAAUGUGUAACAUUUGCGAAUUGGACAUUUGCCAAACGCAUCGUCGAAUACAGGGUUGAAAGCACUCCCGAUUUUGUUUUCUCCACUGAUAUUGCACGAGCCAUUCAUGAAUUAUGGCAAGAUCCUAUCAUUCCCAAAGUGAUGGACUGUUCGAGCCAGUUCCAUCUUAUGGACUCAGCUAGCUAUUUCUUUACGGAAGUGCUCCGUAUAGGCACUCCCGACUAUAUACAAACAGAAAAUGAUGUACUGCGAGCUCAGGCGAAGACAACCGGCAUCACCUCAAUGUGGUUUAAUGCGGGACUACUCUCCAUCCAUAUAAUUGACGUCGGCAUCCAGCUCUCACAACGGAGGAAGUGGAUACAUUAUUUCGAACACGUGCCAAGCAUCAUUUUCUGUGCAGCAUUAUCGGAAUACAAUCAAGAAUUAUUAGAAGGGAAGAACCAGAAUCGCAUGCAGGAAUCACUGAUCCUAUUCGAGUCGGUUGUCAAUUCCCGAUGGUUUUUGGACACUUUCAUAAUCUUAUUUUUAAACAAGAUAGAUGUCUUUAAGAAAAAGCUACUAAAGGCACCGAUCGAGAAAUACUUCCCAGAAUAUACAGGCGGCACAGACGUCAACAAAGCAGCGAAAUAUAUUCUAUGGAAGUUCCUGCAAGCCAACCGGGCGCGCCUGAGUGUUUAUCCUCACUUGAUGCAAGCCACCGAUACGACGGAUACCACACUCUUCCGACUAGUCUUCGAUGCAGUCAAGGAGACGAUCCUACAGAACAGUUUCAAAGACUCGCGUAUUCUGUGA
Messenger RNA from Suillus subalutaceus, 1080 nucleotides. Its product is annotated as heterotrimeric G protein alpha subunit. Gene Ontology annotation, biological process: adenylate cyclase-activating G protein-coupled receptor signaling pathway. Gene Ontology annotation, cellular component: heterotrimeric G-protein complex. The record is from RefSeq and is a predicted model, not a curated record. NCBI's taxonomy places the organism in Eukaryota, Fungi, Basidiomycota, Agaricomycetes, Boletales, Suillaceae. The coding region runs from base 1 to 1080 and encodes 359 amino acids. Gene Ontology annotation, molecular function: GTPase activity; G-protein beta/gamma-subunit complex binding; guanyl nucleotide binding. The transcript has 8 exons.